AUGGUACACCUUGUGGCUGUACCAGAGACAAUCACGGCAAGUGGCUGUGCUUGUGUCUUUAUUGACACCAUCUUCCGACUUCAUGUGUUGCCCCGUGAACUCGUAUCAGACAGAGAUCCACGAUUCACUGCUGAUUUCUGGCGUUCCGUGUUCAAAUCACUCGGAACGCGCUUGAAGAUGUCAACAUCUGAUCAUCCAGAGUCAGAUGGUCAGACGGAACGUGCCAAUCGUGUCCUUGAAGAGAUACUUCGAGGAUACGUACACUCCUUUAAGAGUUGGAGUGAGUUUUUGCCGAUGGUAGAGUUUGCCAUCAACAACUCGGUGCAUGCGUCCACGACACAUACACCGUUUUACGUGAAUGGCUUGCGCCAUCCGCGUGUACCCACCUUACUAGAGUGUAACUCUGGUUUAAGGGGGGGAGGGACUCGCGCGAGCAAAAACCGAUUUGGUUCACGCUCAUCACGCUCUGACGAAGAAGUCAUUGCGUUUGAUGCCGAUAUCGAUAACAUCGAUAUCGAAGAAGAUGAUGCCAGUGAGAGUGCGGAAGCCCUCACUGAAGACAAUGAUCCCAGUGAGAGUGCGGAAGCCCUCACUGAAGAAACGGUUGUUGUCGCUGCAGUGCACUCACAGCACACUGAAGCUAACGAGUCAUCAGAUGAAUUCACACUGGCUCGUGAAACGGUAGUCCGUUUUGUGCAAGACUCCAUCGCCGAAGCGGUGGAUAAGCAGAAGCAAAACGCUGACAAGAAUGGAAGGGAAACACUUUAUAUUUUAGUAAAGGUGACUUGGUCCUACUGUCUACGGUUAACCUACCAAAGCAUGUAG
Messenger RNA from Peronospora matthiolae, 825 nucleotides. NCBI's taxonomy places the organism in Eukaryota, Oomycota, Peronosporomycetes, Peronosporales, Peronosporaceae. The record is from the annotation of a GenBank genome assembly.